Arabidopsis thaliana (thale cress) is the source of this 2446-nucleotide messenger RNA. Its product is annotated as Calcium-dependent lipid-binding (CaLB domain) family protein. Gene Ontology annotation, biological process: defense response. Lineage: Eukaryota; Viridiplantae; Streptophyta; Magnoliopsida; Brassicales; Brassicaceae. The record is from RefSeq and is marked reviewed. The coding region runs from base 503 to 2308 and encodes 601 amino acids. The transcript has a single exon.
CUAAGACUGAGCUAACACGUGUUACUUGCUUAAUCCUUACACUCAAAAAGUCUAAAUGUUAAUGGUAUUAAAAAUUAUUCACCUUGUUUGUUAUUCUUAUUUCUGCAAAACCAGACAACAAUUCAGUAAUCAAAAGGACACAUACGUAAGUUGAAAUUGGAAAGAGUUCUUCACCAAAGCUAACUUGAUCCUCACGAACGUCUCCUAAAAUAGCAAUCUUCAGCUGAAGAACAACACACGCCUCCUAAUAAACUCGUUGUCUUUCUCACAUACACAAAACCAAAUUUAGCAAAAUGGUUAUUAUUACCUUUCUCCCUCCUUUCGGAAAUUGCCACCACCAAUCAAACAAUCUACCUUCUUCUUCAUUCAUCAUUCACUUCUCAGAAUUUUGAGAAUUUUGAAUUGAGAAUUGCGAGAGAGAUCUCAUUCUCCCUCUCGCAAUUCUCCGUCCCCUCGAAUCCAACAAAAAGAUUUUAAUGUAAAAUCACUCUAUUGAUCCACAAUGUCGAUGAUGUUCCCAUCGUUUCAGUUGCUAGAACUUAACAUAAUAUCAGCUCAGGACUUGGCUCCCGUCGCACGCAAGACAAAGACUUAUGCGGUUGCUUGGGUUCAUUCCGAACGUAAACUUACCACCCGUGUCGACUAUAAUGGCGGAACAAACCCAACUUGGAACGACAAAUUCGUAUUCAGAGUCAACGAAGAAUUUCUCUACGCUGAUACUUCAGCAGUGGUUAUCGAAAUAUACGCCUUGCAUUGGUUCAGAGAUGUUCAUGUAGGAACAGUUCGUGUCCUCAUUAGCAACCUCAUUCCUCCUAAUCGCCGUCCAGGAUACAGAACCAGCAACAAUGAAUAUCGUCGUACCCCACCUCCAGGAAUGAGAUUUGUUGCGCUUCAAGUUCGUCGUACUUCAGGUCGACCUCAGGGGAUUUUGAACAUUGGUGUUGGAUUAAUUGAUGGUUCUAUGCGGAGUAUGCCGCUUUAUACGCAUAUGGAUUCAUCUGCUGUGGGAUAUAGAGAUUUGCUCGGAGAAGAAGAUCAUCAUCUACAACAUUUGCAUUUAAAUAGCAACAAAGGGAGCUCAAAGAAUCCACAAUCUCCAUCUUCUCGACAGUACCAAUCCGUAAUCUCAAGGCCUGAGCUCCGUCGUACGAAGAGCGAUACAAGUUCUAUGGUUGUUUCGGAUCUUCUUAGCAGGGCUGAACGGAGUCGUUUAGCUAAUAGACAACCAGCGAGUGCAAUAGUGAGCAGUGAAUCUGAAACUCUUCCCACCACGACAGAUUCUGAUGAGAAAAAAUCGAGUGAGUAUACACCUCCUAGUAAAAACCUUAGAGUUCCAAGGCAACGAUACAAUUCGAUUGAAUCAGAUCUCAUAAAUCCGUCGCCAAUGGAGAACCACCAUGUGGUAGUGUCGAGAAGGGAGAGACAUGAUGUUAUGCCGUAUAGUUCGUAUCAACAAACAGGUAAGACACCGAGGAAGAAGACAAGGAUCGAGAAACAAAGAUCAGUGAAAGAUUACGAUCGUGGCCGAGCUUCCCCGUACUUAUCGAAGCACGGAACACCAUUGAGAUCAAACAUUAUCGCAUCUACUCCGAUGAGAUCUAACGGAGUUGGAUCAACUCCUAUGAGAUCCAACAUCAUCGCAAUGUCACCGAUGCAUCCCAACAUGGUUGGAUCGACUCCAAUGCGAACUCCUAUGCGGUCUAACAUGGUUGGUUCGACUCCAAUGAGAUCAAACAUCGUCGGAUCAACCCCGAUCCGAUCAAACUACAUGGCUACACCGAUGAGAACUCAUCACGAUUUUGGUACACCAGUGAGGAAUUUAGCUGGAAGACGAAUCUUAACUGAAUCGGAGUUAGGACCAUCGCCAUCUGAAGUGGCUGACAAAUUGGCGAAAGAUAGAUCGCACGAAACGGAAAGUUCAAUACUCAGCGAAUGGAGCAUCGAUGAAUCUAGCAUCGAAGGAUUGCGAUCAAAACUCGAGAGAUGGCGAACAGAGCUUCCACCGUUGUACGACAUAGGAUCAAGCCAUAUAAGUAGCACUGAUUACGAUGGCGCGAGCGUUCCAGCUGCAACUGCCGGGGGAGGAAUGAGUUCAAGACGGAAAACUCCGACGACGAAAAAGCAUAACCGCCGUCACACAGAUGGAGGUAAUGGACUUUUCUCGUGUUUUAGUAAGAUUUGUGGUGUGGAAUGCAGUUUCGUAUGCGGUGGUGGUGGUGGGCCGAUGGUCUCAGAAGGAUCUACUAAGAAAGGUGGAGCCGGACGUGUGCAACGCACAUAUUCCGCUGACGAUCUGAGCUUUGUGUGAUCUUUAUUUUAUUGGUCUUAUAUUAACUUUUAUUUUUUUUGGAAAACUAUAUUUUUUAAGGAUCUGAGCUGAUGAAUUAAUCAAAUAGUAAACAAAAAUUAAUUUAUUAAUGUUGUGUUAAUAAAUCAUUUAUUUUUG